Molecule: messenger RNA, 579 nt
Organism: Cuscuta campestris
Lineage: Eukaryota; Viridiplantae; Streptophyta; Magnoliopsida; Solanales; Convolvulaceae
Source: the annotation of a GenBank genome assembly
CAUUUGCCAUUAAAAUCCAAUUUCCUUUUUGAGUGACCAUUUCCCUUCCAUUCUAGGCCACAUCACACACUUCCAUUGCUGUAAAUUCUACACCCCCAGAGAGAGAAUGGGAAGGAAAAAUGGGGUGGUGUUCGAUGAGGGAGCUCCGGACGACUUCGACCCGGAGAACCCGUAUAAGGACCCGGUUGCGAUGCUGGAGAUGAGGGAGCAUCUGGUGCGGGAGAAGUGGGUCGACAUCGAGAAGGCCAAGAUCCUCCGCGAGAAGGUGCGCUGGUGCUACCGGAUCGAGGGCGUCAACCACCUCCAGAAGUGCCGCCACCUCGUCCACCAGUACCUCGACGCCACCCGUGGCGUCGGCUGGGGCAAGGACCAACGCCCCCCUGCCCUCCAUGGUCCUAAGGUUGAGUCGUGAUGAAAUUGGCUCCUCCCUUCAGGGUCAAGGACCUCUUGCAAAAAUGUUACUUGUUAGUAUAUUCUAACACCCGUAGACGUCAAAACUAAAAAGGUUUAUCCAUGUAAAUAGACCAUUGUAUUUUUUCAAAGUAUUGAAAUCAAGGCCAAUAAUAGGUUAGUAAGGUU